Molecule: messenger RNA, 529 nt
Organism: Aedes albopictus (Asian tiger mosquito)
Lineage: Eukaryota; Metazoa; Arthropoda; Insecta; Diptera; Culicidae
Exons: 2
Coding region: 92-520 (142 amino acids)
Source: RefSeq, a predicted model, not a curated record
AUAAAAUGCAGCUGGUUUGAACGAGUCAGUCAUUCGAAACAAUAGACUUGCAACGCAAAGUUGAUGCUAGAUUCCCUCUAAUUCCUUAAGUAUGUUGAGACUAGCGAUUUUUGGUUUUGCAGUGAUUCUCACCACCUUGAACAGUAUUCCAUCGAGUGACGCAUUCGGAACAGAUAUUUUUGAACAACUGGCCGAUCUGCUGUUUGGAUCGGAUUCCUCCGAGGAAGAUGGAUCCGGAAUGAUAGUGACGGCGAAGCCCAAUGCCUCAGUGACCGUACUGUGCGAGAAUAAGUGCAAUCUCAAUGUAACUUGUAUAAACUGUAUGAAAGUUGACUCCACUAUGAUGAAUCCAGCUGGGUCAUCGACGACUACACCUGCCGCAGGGACAACCGCAGCAGCUUCUGGUGGUGCGACUACAGCGCCUCCCAAUGGCGCUGGUGGUGGUGGCGGCGGUGGCGGUAAUGGCGCCACUACUUCUGCUGAAAUGCCCACAACAAUGACUACUACCGUUGCACCAUGAAAUAGAGAC